AUGGAAUGUUCAAAAGAUUCUGCUAAAAAGGAUGCUAAAAUGUCACUUCGUGAAUGGCGACUUCAAACUCGACCUGGUCAUCGUUUAGUCGAACUCAAGACUAUGUUUGAAUUCAAUAGUGCUUAUCCAUCAAAUCUUUGCGAUCUAAAACUAACACCGUCAUAUGAUUUCCAAGAGAUUAUUAGUCGCGGAUCUAUCAAUGCCUAUUUUGAUAUGAUUUGUCGUGAUGGUUUGAUUACAGCUGAGAUUGGCGAGUAUUUGGCUGACAAUCGUGUCGAUCUUAUUACCUGUUUCGUUACACUUCAUCAUGUUCCCCAUCUGAACUCAAUGCUUUCUGAGUUCGUUCGCAUUCUACAACCAGAUGGUUAUCUUAUCUUACGUGAACAUGAUUGCAGAAACGAGCGCUCACUUACAGCCAAAUAUCUCAAUUUUGUUCAUGCUUUUAUGAUGAUUGCACAAGUUGGUGAAUUUGCUGAAGUAGCAGCUAAUCAUCUUAGCCAAAAACAUAAUGAAUCUGUGGUCGUUUCUGAAAGUGAUACGAUUGACUGGGAACAACAAAAGUCUAACAUCAUUAAAUAUACGAGUUCAAUUCAAUAUCGAACACGUAAGGAAUGGCAGCACGAAUUAGAAAGUGUUGGCUUUCGUCUCAAAGCCACACUCGAUUAUAAACUACAGGCAUCGGCUAAUCCUCAAGCACUAUAUUAUGCUGUUUACCAACUGAAUGCCAAGUGA
Rotaria sp. Silwood1 is the source of this 732-nucleotide messenger RNA. NCBI's taxonomy places the organism in Eukaryota, Metazoa, Rotifera, Eurotatoria, Philodinida, Philodinidae. The record is from the annotation of a GenBank genome assembly.